CACAAGGCCCUGCGCUCGCGAUAAGGAAAUGGGUUAAGUGAGGUCAGGUCGCUCUUCCUGGCUGUGGAGCGUAAACUCAGCGAUUAUUCACGACACCUUCACGCGUCUUGUGUUCGUAAAGCAGACAGCAGAUGCUGCAGGGCGGCCCCUCCACUCCCAGCUGCACCUCCACCGCACCGGACUGCUUCCCCCUCAGCCUCCACAACACAGCCGAAUGUAGAAGUGAGAUCUCGGCUGAACCAGCAGAGCGCAAAGUCAGAGCAAAUAACACACUGAAAGAUCUCUCCAGAAUGAGGCCCAUCGUGAACUUCUACAUAUGGUACCUGCUGUGCCUGUGCCUGGGCUUGGCCUGCGUGGUGUGCGUGUGUGUGUGGAACAGUCAGUGGCGCGGCGGGUUCGCCUGGGACGGCUCGGCCCUGCAGUUCAACUGGCACCCCGUCCUGAUGGUCACAGGUCUGGUGGUGGUGUACGGCAUCGGAGCGGUGGUGUACCGCAUACCCCUGACCUGGGGUCAGAACAAACUGCCCUGGAAGGUCCUUCAUGCUGCACUGAUGCUCAUCGCCCUGCUCCUGUCAAUCGUGGGACUUUGUGCUGUGUUUGACUUCCACAAUGCCAAACACAUCGCCAACCUCUACUCCAUACACAGCUGGAUUGGAAUUACUGCUACCGCUCUUUUUGCCACACAGUGGGUGGUAGGUGUGGCUGGUUUUCUCCUGCCCUGCUCCCCUAUGUCACUACGAAAACUCAUGAAGCCCAUCCAUGUGUGGUUGGGAGGCAGCAUACUGUUGCUCAGCAUCGUCGCCUGCAUCUCCGGGAUUAACGAGAAACUCAUCUUUACUCUUAAAAACACCAGUGCAACUCAGCCAUACUCCAGCCUUCCACCCGAGGCUGUGUUAGGAAAUUCAUUAGGGGUUUUGAUCGUGGCCUUUGGUUUGGUCGUCCUGAAGAUUCUGUCCAACUAUAAAUGGCAGCGACCGGACUCUCGGCCUGAGGAUGUGGCUUAUGAGCCAUUGUUUCAAGGAGAGAAUGAAUGAAGGAAAAUUCUGAAAUGCUCACUGCAUCAAACCAGGCAGGGGAAAUCUGCUCAUCCAUCACAGAUCAGAAGAGACGAGAUAUCUCUACUCUGAAUGUAAAAGUAGCUGCCUGGAGUUUGUAAGAAUGAUCUGUGUUUGCAAAUAUUUAUUUGAAAUGUAUUUAACGUUGCUUUUUUUUUUUUGCUAAAAAAAGUGUGUUUCAUGAAGAAUGUCCUGCUGUGCACUGUGUGAGCUCUUCAAUGAUGAAUUGUAGCUUUUACUUCAUGCAGUAAAGCUGUAACUGGGCCAAACUGAUGCAGGUCUCACAAAGACUUACUUCCACUAACACACAGGUUGUCGAUAGCUGGGCAAUGUACUGAAAUACAUUGUUCACUGCAGAGCUACAUGCGUAAGGCUGGAUCUACUAUUCAUCCAGAUACUAAUUCAGUUUUUUAAAAUUAUAUUUUAUACACACCCAAACUUCAGUUAAGGUCACGUUCAAUCCAUUUAGCUCUGAAUAUUGUCUAAUGCAAACUUUUCAGCACUCGACCCUCAAACUAAAGAUGCCAGAUACAAACCCAGAGGUCGUUUAUGCUGCAAUGAUUCUCCUGUUAAUCUGUCAUAAACAUGAAUUUGGGAACAAUGAAGAACAUAUAUCUAUAUUUUCACCAUGUCUUUUCUUUCGAGAAAUGUUUUUCUGAGCACCACCGGCCUUAUGUAUACCUAAUUGAGCUCUUACACUGUGUCGGCACUUAGUCUAUGUUCAUGUGGAUCUGGGGGUGUAUUGCUUCAAAUGUUAUUGUCUCAGGAAUUUGUGUAAUGCUCUUAGAUUGUAAGUACCCCGCUUUGGCCUAUAUGAACACCUGGAUUGUUAAAUUUCUCUUGCAUGUGUUUUCGAGGGACUUUAGCCGCUAAGUGAAAUGUCUGGCCACCUCCUUCUUUCGCAAAGAUAGAAGAUUGCGGUGUGACGUGACACAGCCAUUUGUGAUCCCCGGAGGAUGAACUGUUAAACUUUUGAAAAACUGACGUUUACUAUAGCACCAUCAUGAGGGUAAUUCUUUUCCAUUACUAUAUCGGCAAAGAUCCACCACAUUCUGUUUUGUCUCUGCCUUGAUGUUGCAUUUAAAUUCACCAGAUCCGUUUUUUUUUUAUAUCUGCACCAAAUUUCACUCAUUCAUAAAUCUUGCCAUGUUAAAUAAGCUGAAAAUAAUUCCUGGGUCCUCAUUAAAAUGUAAUAAUACGUUUCAUGGUAAUCCCUCUUGUACUGCCUUUGUACAGGUAAGUGUCCUUAUUAGUCUGAUUUAAGUUGAGUGUUUAAUGUAAGACACAUCUGGUAAUGAAAAUGUUUGAUCCAACAUGAUUCUGUAUUCUAUAGAGAACUUUGUGUAGAAUGAAAAGCUGCAGAAAAAUAACCUACCCUGUUCCUCUCAAAAGGAUUCUUUACUCUGUUUUUCUACAGCUAUCACUUUAUUUGAUCAAUAAA
Paralichthys olivaceus (Japanese flounder) is the source of this 2496-nucleotide messenger RNA. RefSeq names its product cytochrome b561 family, member A3a (gene cyb561a3a). The record is from RefSeq and is a predicted model, not a curated record. Gene Ontology annotation, molecular function: oxidoreductase activity. Lineage: Eukaryota; Metazoa; Chordata; Actinopteri; Pleuronectiformes; Paralichthyidae.